UCAUUCCAAGGAUUCCAGAGGAAAACUGUCACCUUUCCAAAAUACCACGCAGGCCUGUUGCUGCUUUGCGUACCCGUCCUAGAUCUUCUCAUUUCCAAUCCCUGCAAGUGGGCUGGAACCUAUUUUGGAUGAGCCAAAAUUAACCCUGGUGGUGUUGGAGAGUUUUAAUUCUCUCUUUCUUUCUCAUUCCCCUCCAUCAAUUUUUUUUUUUUUUAAAAAAAAGCAAAGUUCAGGGAAAGUUUCUCCUUUUCUCUCUCACUCACAGGCACAAAACCAGCCUCUUGGGUGUCUUCUGAAAGUCUUCCUCUUUCCACCCUAGAGCCUGGCAGCUGGGGAGAGGGGGCCAGCCCCUCCAGGGAGAUGGGGGACGCUGGGGAGAAGGGUCUGGAUAACGAUGCGGAAGGGGUCUGGAGCCCCGACAUUGAGCAGAGCUUUCAGGAGGCGCUAGCAAUCUACCCACCCUGCGGGAGGCGCAAGAUAAUUCUUUCUGACGAGGGGAAGAUGUAUGGCCGCAAUGAGCUUAUUGCCCGUUACAUCAAACUGAGGACCGGGAAAACACGGACAAGGAAACAGGUCUCCAGCCACAUCCAGGUGUUGGCACGGCGGAAAACCCGCGAGAUCCAGGCCAAGCUCAAGGACCAGGUAGCAAAGGACAAAGCGCUUCAGACGAUGGCAGCCAUGUCUUCUGCUCAGCUGGUGUCUGCCACAGUCCUCCAGGAGAAACUGGGCCUGUCGGAAUCCCACUACCCACCCAGCACCACCUCCGUAGAGUUCUUCCAGUUCUGGGGAGGGGAUGCCAACCAGCCACGAGCAACUCCAGACGUCAAGCCUAUCCUUCAGGCCCCGUACCCCAUUCCAUCCAUCGCAGCGCCCUCUGCUGUCCCAGGUUACCACGCCGCCCCAGGGAGACUUUCCCGCCUCCCCAACGCUACCUCUUGGCAGGGGAGCCACAUCGGUACAGAAACCCUUCGACUGGUGGAGUUCACUGCUUUUGUGGAGCGGCAGGGGGAACAAGAUGCGUGCCAGCAGCAGCAGCAGCACCGUUUUGUACAUAUUGACCCUACGCCCACCUCUGACGCACCCCUGGAGAUGGUAGACGUCCGCCAAAUCUACGACAAAUUCCCCGAGCGGGGAGGCGGACUGCGCGACCUGUAUGACCAAGGGCCUCCCCACGCCUUCUUCUUGGUCAAGUUCUGGGCUGAUCUGAGUUUUCCCCUCCUCGAAGACGAACCAGGGGGCACAGGAGGGGCCUUCUAUGGGGUGAGCAGCCGAUACGUGGGCCCUCGGGCUCUGACUCUCAGUUGCACCUCCAAGGUCUGCUCGUUUGGCAAACAGGUGGUGGAAAAACUGGAGACAGCUGAGCCUCCCCACUGGGAAGACGGACGCUUUGUCUUCCAGCUGCAACGCUCGCCGCUCUGCGAGUACCUCAUCAAUUUUAUCCGCAAACUGCAAACGCUGCCGGAAAAACCAAUGAUGGAUAGCGUGCUUGAAAAUUUCACCAUCCUGCAGGUUUUGCGGGAUCAAGAAACUCAGGAGUUACUACUAUGCGUGGCCUUUGUGUUUGAAGUGUCUGCCAGUGAGCGGGGGGCACAGCACCACAUCUACCGGCUGGGCCGGGACUGAUGGACAGUUUUUACCUCACCAUCAAUCAUCAUUCUCCAAAACAACCCCCCCCACACACCUUCUCCUGUCCCACCACUCAGCCUGUCUCAACUGCCCUGAAGGUUGUUAAGCCUGCGGUGAUAGGUUUUUCUGUCCCCACUGACAGUGGGCCUACCAACAACUGACUUUACCAAUGGAUAUCCUCCUUCUCUCUCACGGCCCCCAAACCAGGUUCUAGGCCCAACGCUCAACAACCGCUAUUAUGCAGCGGACAAUCUUGUAACCAUGGAUCCCUCUGGGCAGCCCUACUUCUGAAAGGACUCUUCGUUUUGUCAGUCAUCUCUCUCACGGUGGGAACAGUAUUUAACGUCUGCCCUACAGAUGCCAUUACAGACCUGCCCGAAGAACCUCCCCACCUUCCCCCUCACGAUUGUGUCUCUGGGAUUUAACACUCCAUUGUAACAACUCACGGUAUUUCCUAGCACUCCUGUGUUAUACAGUAGCCAGAGUCCAACGUUUCUUAAAGCUACGUCUCACAAAAAACAGAUAAGGCACUAAACCGGUUUCUGAGCUGGGCUAUACCUCUUCAGAUUGAAGGGGCACAUGGUCCUCCAUCCCACCAAAGCUAGUUUUCUACCUGCUGGAUUGUCCAAUUGUGUGUGCUUCCCCCCACCCCACCCCACCCCCCACUGCACUCUGAGGUGAUUUUGUAAACGGUUUACCUCCUCCUCUGCUGUUUUUGAACACUAGGCCCACCAAUGGUAGAGGCAUUCGCCUUUCCAGAGGCAUAUCCUCUCGCAAGCGAUUCAGGCUUCGUCUACACAUGCACCAUUAACGUGUGGUAGGAGGUGGAAUGUAUGAGAAAUUUGCUUCAGUUUGUUUUUGCUCAGGGUGCACCCAAUUCUCACCUCCUGAGCUGUGAAUGCUGUCUGCCGUUGAAAGUCCAUGCAUUUCCGAGCUUGCAAUGUGACUGGCGGACCAAAACCCCAAAAAAGUGUUCGAUAGGAUGCACACGUUUGGGAAAUGUGCAUGGAAAAAUGUGCACAAACACCCUUUAAUCAAGGGGAGAAAAUGCAUGCGUUUCAAGGCUGUGCAUACAUUUGGAAAACUAAGCACAAAUUUUCAUGCAACAAGGAGGAAGGGGAAGUUCUCGAACUAAAGAUUGAACAAGCUUUGAGGUAUGAUUUGGGGAACUCCGAGCUCAAGUUUUGCCUGUACGUAAAUCCCUAGUAGGAGGGUGGA
This is a messenger RNA of Elgaria multicarinata webbii, 2844 nucleotides long. RefSeq names its product TEA domain transcription factor 2 (gene TEAD2). Gene Ontology annotation, biological process: regulation of transcription by RNA polymerase II; hippo signaling; embryonic organ development. Gene Ontology annotation, cellular component: transcription regulator complex. The coding region runs from base 361 to 1623 and encodes 420 amino acids. Gene Ontology annotation, molecular function: DNA-binding transcription factor activity, RNA polymerase II-specific; RNA polymerase II cis-regulatory region sequence-specific DNA binding. NCBI's taxonomy places the organism in Eukaryota, Metazoa, Chordata, Lepidosauria, Squamata, Anguidae. The record is from RefSeq and is a predicted model, not a curated record. The transcript is spliced from 12 exons.